Messenger RNA from Sceloporus undulatus (fence lizard), 1922 nucleotides. RefSeq names its product kiSS-1 receptor-like. The record is from RefSeq and is a predicted model, not a curated record. The annotation marks the transcript as partial. Gene Ontology annotation, cellular component: membrane. Gene Ontology annotation, molecular function: G protein-coupled peptide receptor activity. The transcript is spliced from 3 exons. Gene Ontology annotation, biological process: neuropeptide signaling pathway. Lineage: Eukaryota; Metazoa; Chordata; Lepidosauria; Squamata; Phrynosomatidae.
AAUGGAGAGGCAGCUGAGGACAGGGACACAUUUAAAAUAAAAAGUUGUUAGCAGACAGAUGCUGCUACGCAAUUGACCUAUUGACUGUAUCAUGCGGCUGCAGGGAGCGAUGCUGCCUCUUGUCCUUCGCCUGGUAUUUUUUGCUUCCCACUUCAAUCGUUAUGCCUCCUCCUAUGUUGGAUGGGUUUGUCGCUUGCCAAAGGAGGUUGCUUGGAUGCAAGCAAAGUCUCUUUCCCCUCCACAGCCAUAUCUACACCCACCAAAGGCAGAUGGAGAGAGUGAAGUGGAAGAACAAGCACACGGCUCAGUUGCUCUCCAACCUGAGAAGAGGUAUCCGUCUGCUAUCUUGCAAUGAGUAAUCGGCGGCAAGCCAGCAGUUCCUUUGUCCACUAUCCUUCCAGCUUCCCCAACUCCUAAGUUUCUUUCAGAGUCCAUCAUGGUGAAUUCUUGAUGGCAUCAAGUCCUCCCAGCCUGUCAAAGAAACACUUUGGAAGUGCAGCAAAAAAAUAAAAAUCGCUUGCACGCCACUGCCGAGGCAUCUUUGGAUGUCAAUGCCAACUUUUUGUCCUUUCCAGGGAUGCAAAGGAAUACAAAUGAGUUUGCUGCCUGCAAAGCUGCAGGGAAGGAAGACGAAAGCCACCUUCAUGGGAUGGAGACUGUCCUUUGUAGGAAGAUGGAGCUGAUGUGUAUGGGGAGGUUUCUGGCAUAGUUGUGAUUUGAAGUUGCUUGACAAGGAAGAAAUUGAAGGAUCAAGCGAAAAGAUGCAAAGUGUCUCAUUUUGACCUCUGCAAGAUUCACGUCUCUGGAAUCCACCAAAUUCUUAUUUGGAAGAAAAAGAGGAGGAGAAAUGACAAUUCUGAACCUGGGAAAGGCAACUGUGAUCUGAUCUGACCUACCAUACCUGUCCACUCUCCAAAAGACAGGAGAAGGUGGAGGACUGUCUGCUCAGUGCUGUGUUACUUGUAACUUUCGUGGGGUGAUUUUGGCACUCGGUCCCUUUGCAGAGGCAUGUAAGCUCAGCUUUGGAAGGUGCUGGAGCAACCUCUCCCUCCGUUGGGAGCUAUCCAUGGUCCUGAAAGGUUCUGGACAGCUUCCCCAUCCCUCAGCUACUUCUUGGUGGACUCGAACCUUGGCCAGACCACAGUGUUCCUUCUUAGCAGGUGUUGGCAUUGCCAGUUGUUCUUGGAAGAAAGUGCAUAGUCCAGGGAAGAAAUCAAGUAGGGACCAUGCUAGCAGGUGCCUCUGAGUCGGAUUUCAAUGCCUCCUUUUUCUUUCCAAACAACUCGGUGGCCUGCAUGGCAGGGUUGUUGUGUAUCAACGGCUCAGAGCCCCCUCGCCCGCCCCGCUUGGUGGACGCCUGGCUUGUACCCCUCUUCUUUGCCUUGCUGAUGGUGGUCGGCUUGGUGGGCAACUCCCUUGUGAUCUACGUCAUCCGAAAACACAAGCCGAUGAGGACAGUGACCAACUUCUACAUUGCCAAUCUAGCCGCUACCGAUAUCAUCUUCCUGGUGUGUUGCGUCCCAUUCACCGCCAUGCUCUACCCACUUCCAGGCUGGAUCUUUGGGGAGUUCAUGUGCAAAUUUGUCAACUACAUCCAACAGGUCUCGGUGCAAGCCACGUGCAUGACUCUGACGGCCAUGAGUGUGGACCGGUGGUAUGUGACAGUCUUCCCACUGCGGUCCUUGCGGCAGCGCACCCCUCGCCUGGCCAUGGCUGUCAGCCUCAGCAUCUGGGUUGGUGAGUCAGGGCUUUGGGGAGCGCAAUGGGUACAGGGCAAGAUUUUGUUUCGGUCGCCUCUGGAUCAGAAUGUGCAUGUUUCCAAGUUAUACCGCCAUCCUUGCUUUUUGUGCAAUGAGCUCAAGGUGGAGUUCAUGACUCCUUUUGCCCGCCAGGGAGGCAGACAAACAGUGUGUUUGUGUGUC